AUGACGAACGUCGCUGCUCCGGUUCGGGGACCCUGGCGAUCCCUGAAACAGAAGCUGGGCAGCCACCCUACGCAGGCCUCCAUUGCAGCGCUGGAGGGGACUACACCGCAAUGCCUGGUGUCUUCGAUCCAAGACCUGGAGGGCACCUGGCACGUCACCAGCCCGCAGGAAAACGCUCAGAAAGGGUUGCUGCACGGAGACGUUCCCCGCAUGCUUCUGAAUCUCUACACCGGCGACAUUGGGAGGAUGCUGAGCAUGGACGUCGUUGCUUCCCCGGUGCUGCACAUCGCCGCGGACGGGCGCACUACCACCGAGACACAGCUGAGGUGGGGCCAACAGCAGGACCACAUCACACUCCAAGGCCGCCUUCAGCUCGUCGGCCCCAACCGCCUCCGGGAGAAGCCGAAAGCCACGCGAUCAGAUGCGCUGAAGCUGACAAUGCCAGCGAUGCAGAGAGAUCGGGAGAUGAACAUCACGUACUUCGACGGUAGUCUCCUGAUCUUGCGGGACUCGCGUGGCAUCGUGGACGUGCUCUGGCGCGAGGAGAUGGAACUGGUGGAGGAGGACGAGGAUCUGCCACCACUGGACCCUGCAGGCAGUGCACCUCCCACGCCGGUGAACCAGGUCGAAAGCCUCUUAGUCAACGUCAAAACCCUGUCCAACUCACUGGAGGAGCUUCGCAAUCAAUCCAGCCGCGACAAGAAGGUUCGCCUCACGCUUUCAGACGAGAUCGUGAGGCUGGAGAAGGAGCUGGAUACAGUGACGGCCGCUGCACGGGCCGAUUCUGUCGCGGUGAAGGCGAUCGAGCGGCUCGGAGAGAAGGUGUCCGGCAUAUUCGAGGCUCAGAAAGAAAAGACGAACGAGAAGACACAGAACUACGAUGCUAUGCAGCUCGAGAUGGCGAGCCUUCGAGCUCGUGCGGAGGAGCUGGAGUCCAAUGUCUCGAGGUUCCGCGUGCGCGAGUCCAAUCUGAAAGAGGAGAUGCAGGUGUUGCAGAGCGAUCGUAGAGCAGGCAAGCGACAUUCCGACGAAGCGGCUGCCUACCGCGCAGCCAUGGAGAAGGCACAUGACGAGCUUCGUACGGUGAGGAACGAGCUCAAAAGUGCUACCAAGGAGGUAGGGCGUUUGUCGCACCAGCUCCGUGAGAAGAGUGUUGAGCUGGAUAGGGUGCAGAAGGCCAUGGGUGCGGAGAUCGACGCACGGAAGAGGACCAAGGACCAACUUGAUGACCAGCAACGCGGCUACGAGGAGGCACGGCAGAGACUUGCCCGUGCCGGAGAAGUCGAAGCUGCCCUCCGGCAAGAACUGGCGAAUGUGCGCUCGGAGCUUGAAGAUCUCGAGGAACGAGAGGCCAAGAGCAACGAGAUGGCGGCGGACAUCGAAGAGGAGAUGAACCAGUUGGUGAGGGAAGCCAAGAAGACAAUGAACGACUUGGGCGAGAAGAAGAAGCGUCGGUUCUGGGUGCGUCUACACUUCUUGGCAGAGAUGCUGCUGGACAGUGGCCAUCUACUGGAAGCUAUCAGGCACUUGCAGCAGGCGGUGAAGAUGGAUCCAGACUUGAAGGAGGCCCACAUUGCCCUGUGUAUGUCACUCGAGGAGGUUCGGGACGAUGAUGGGCUCCGAGCUGCGGUGGCGGCAGCCAUCGUGGAGGGUGGCCUCUGGUCCUCGCCAAGGCAAAGGCUUCGAGACCACCACAAGGACGGCUUCUACAAGCAGCGCAAAAUUGAUGCGAAUUCCUUCGCUGCUCCGGCGUUCGGCCGGGAAGGGGCAGAUUCCAGCUUGGACGUUCUGCUGGGUAGACGGAGCGAGGGCAACGAGGUGAUCGUCACCACCCUCGAGCGAGGAGAUCGGAAGACAUAUCCCUCAAAGGGUCAUCGGGUCAGGAUCCUGUAUGAAGGAAGGCUGGCCGCGACAGGCGAAGUUUUCGAUCGAAGCGGCGACGAAGGAAUCAUGUUCAGGCUCGGCAAGAUCGGCCCUGGUAGCCAGAUGCCAGGCUUUGAGGCAGCCGUGUACCAGAUGUCAAGAGGCGAGACGGCCCACGUCUGGAUCCCCGCUUGCCAGGCUUAUGGCGCCGAAGGUGGUCAAGGCUCUGAGCUGCCGGUGCCGCCGGGGGCUGACCUGGAAUUCCAGGUGACGUUACUCUGGAUCAGGAAAUCCUGCCUCUUCUCGAGCAUCCUCGCGGACCAAAGCCUCCCUGGGUGGGGGGCCCCGAGUGCUGCUUGGGGCGGCCACAGGGCCUCAGGACGCCAGGAUGGCGAAGCGGUCUUACGAGGCGCCUGGCACGAGGUGGUCCUCUUCGGUGCGCGCGGCGAGGACGGCCGGGCGCGAUGCUCGGCUGCUCUGAAGGCGAUCCAGGAUUUGCUGCCAGAGGCUGCUUCCCUGGCGGAGGCUGGUGCUGGAGAAGUUGUCCUAUCGGCACUGUCCCCGGGAACAGAUGUUCUUCGUCACUGUGGCAGGGCGAACCACCGCCUGACGGCUCACCUGGGGCUGAAGAUUCCGCAGGAGAUCUCAACAGGUCCAGACAACAAGCCUGCAUGUGGCAUCGCUGUUGGAGGCGAAUGGAGGUGCUGGGAGAAGGACAAGGUCAUGAUCUUCGAUGAUUCCUUUGAGCAUGAGGUGCGUAAUCAUGCGGGCUCCACGCGAGUGGUGCUGCUGAUCCGAUUCUGGCAUCCUUCCCUCGACACAUCCGAGAAGAGGGACAUGGCACUGGAAGAGAUCCAGGCAUCGCUGGCCCGUGCCCAGCGGCUCCGCACUUUGCCGCCCUUGGCGCCGGCCUUUGCGGAACCGGGCCCGACCUUGGAGGAACAGCUGCUGGGGCGCAGUUCUGGCACUUGUGCCAAUUGCGGCUCUGCAGAGGGUGGCGACUUGGUGUUGGACGAGGAGAACAGGCGAGUCAGGCUGGUUGGUCGCUGCUGCGGACACGUAGUUCUUUGA
Symbiodinium necroappetens is the source of this 2934-nucleotide messenger RNA. Lineage: Eukaryota; Dinophyceae; Suessiales; Symbiodiniaceae. The record is from the annotation of a GenBank genome assembly.